This is a messenger RNA of Coregonus sp. 'balchen', 6832 nucleotides long. The record is from the annotation of a GenBank genome assembly. NCBI's taxonomy places the organism in Eukaryota, Metazoa, Chordata, Actinopteri, Salmoniformes, Salmonidae.
UUGGUUUAAUGCUCCCAGCAUUGUUUUUCAGCUCUGUUUGGGCUGAUAGAGGUCAACUGUAUUGCAUUUGAAACUAAAGGACUCCGAUCAGAAACUCAAUCAAAAUUCAAGGGAAUUAAAUCUAAGGAUAUUUCUCAGUUAUUUCAUGAUUAUAACUGCGUGAUUUUGAAAGACAAGAGCUGACACGCACAGGUUUGCAAAGUCAUCUUCAUGCAUAUGAUGGAAAGCUACAUAAUUCCAUCUGUAAGUAUUGUGUAUGAUCUUUUGUUUGUUGCAAAUGUGGCUGAGAAAUGUGUAAAAAGUACAUAUGAAAUGUGCUAAAUUGUAAAUAAGUCAAAUGUGGGUAAAUUGUCAAGAUUUACAAGCUGUUCAUUGUGAUUUUGUUAAAUAUAUGAUAAACUUUGUAUUCAUAUCCAAUGAGAUGUGUAUUACACCAUAUCUCACUAGCAAGAUAUGUACUCAGCCUAGAGUACAUAAGAAUGACCCAUUCUAGAAACACAUACACUUUUGCUAUCUACCUUCAUUUUUGACAUGCAUGAGAAUUAUAUAUAUUUUUUUAAUCUUUCUUUCCCAAAGGCAUCUGAAGAAAUAAUUUCAUAUGAACCUGAGAUUUAUCGACCACCAGUAGAGUUAUACUCAUAUCUCACCAAUGUUGGAGAACUUCACGAUGGUGAGUGGGAAAAAAACACACACUAUGAAUAUAAUGAUAAAGCUUCACACGUUAAAGACUGAAUAGCUGUCCAAUAGGGUUCAAUUCAAUUCAGUCAAUUUAGCAAAUAAACAAUUGAAAUUCCAAUCGUCCUCAUUGAAAAUAAAUUACGGUAACACAUUACUUAAAGCCUGCCAGUAUAACGCUUUAUAGCUGUAAGUAUGUGCGAGCCUUUAUAAAUGUCACAUCAACGUUUAUUUUUUUACAUUUUAGUCAUUUAGCAGACGCUCUUAUCCAGAGCGACUUACAGGAGCAAUUAGGGUUAAGUGCCUUGCUCAAGGGCACAUCGACAGAUUUUUUCACCUAGUCGGCUCGGGGAUUAGAACCAGCGACCUUUCAGUUACUGGCACAACGCUCUUAACCACUGAGCCACCUGCCGCCCAUAAUAUGUUAUGUCUCUCUUCUGGUUUAGAGCAUGGCUGGGACUACCACUCUGACCGGGGCAUGCACCAGAGGGACUUGUUGGACACCUCCUCACAAGAGAGUCACCUGACAGAGCUACAGAGUGUCCAUUCCCAACAGCUCCUCCAACCAUAUCGCUACCCCGAUACCGACACCCUCCACCUGCCACUAGUAGGCCCAGGACUGGGAACCCUACCCAUCUCCCCACAGGUUAGUCCACCUCUAGUAGGCCCAGGACUGGGACCUCUACCCAUCUCCCCACAGGUUAGUCCACCUCUAGUAGGCCCAGGACUGGGACCCCUACCCAUCUCCCCACAGGUUAGUCCACCUCUAGUAGGCCCAGGACUGGGACCUCUACCCAUCUCCCCACAGGUUAGUCCACCUCUAGUAGGCCCAGGACUGGGACCCCUACCCAUCUCCCCACAGGUUAGUCCACCUCUAGUAGGCCCAGGACUGGGACCUCUACCCAUCUCCCCACAGGUUAGUCCACCUCUAGUAGGCCCAGGACUGGGACCCCUACCCAUCUCCCCACAGGUUAGUCCACCUCUAGUAGGCCCAGGACUGGGACCUCUACCCAUCUCCCCACAGGUUAGUCCAACUCUGUCUCUGAUCAUCUUGACAACUUAUACUGUAUGUAUAUAAAAUUUGUAUUUCAGAUGAGAACAGUGUCAAAGCUGUGAAAAAUAUAAAAUACCUAUUGGGAUAAAGCAACUCUGACAGAUGGCCUAACACAUAGCCUAUGAAGAAAGAUUCCCAGGCCUUUUAUACUUUAGUGGUAUACAUUAUCACUAUCAACAAUAUACAAUAUCUAGAGAUAAUACUCUCUGUCUUUGAGAGGGAGGGCAGAGAGAUGACUGGAUGCAAUGUGAUAGCAUACACAGUUGUCUGUGCUGGUAGUGGGUUGCUCAACGAUGCGCUUUUCCUGAGUGAGGGUACAUUUAGCCACGACCCUCAUGAGGGUACAUUUAUCCACGACCCCCAUGAGGGUACAUUUAGCCACGACCCUCAUGAGGGUACAUUUAGCCACGACCCUCAUGAGGGUACAUUUAUCCACGACCCCCAUGAGGGUACAUUUAGCCACGACCCUCAUGAGGGUACAUUUAGCCACGACCCUCAUGAGGGUACAUUUAUCCACGACCCUCAUGAGGGUACAUUUAGCCACGACCCUCAUGAGGGUACAUUUAUCCACGACCCCAUGAGGGUACAUUUAGCCAGGACCCUCAUGAGGGUACAUUUAGCCACAACCCUCAUGAGGGUACAUUUAUCACGACCCCCAUGAGGGUACAUUUAGCCACGACCCCCAUGAGGGUACAUUUAGCCACGACCCUCAUGAGGGUACAUUUAGCCACGACCCUCAUGAAGGUACAUUUAUCCACGACCCCCAUGAGGGUACAUUUAGCCAGGACCCUCAUGAGGGUACAUUUAGCCACGACCCUCAUGAGGGUACAUUUAGUCACGACCCUCAUGAGGGUACAUUUAGCCACAACCCUCAUGAGGGUACAUUUAGCCAGGACCCUCAUGAGGGUAUAUUUAGCCAUGACCCUCAUGAGGGUACAUUUAGCCAUGACCCUCAUGAGGGUACAUUUAGCCAGGACCCUCAUGAGGGUACAUUUAGCCACAACCCUCAUGAGGGUACAUUUAGCCAGGACCCUCAUGAGGGUAUAUUUAGCCAUGACCCUCAUGAGGGUACAUUUAGCCACGACCCUCAUGAGGGUACAUUUAGCCACAACCCUCAUGAGGGUAUAUUUAGCUAGGACCCUCAUGAGGGUACAUUUAGCCACGACCCUCAUGAAGGUACAUUUAGCCAUGACCCUCAUGAGGGUACAUUUAGCCAGGACCCUCAUGCGAGUACAUUUAGCCACGACCCUCAUGAGGGUACAUUUAUCCACGACCCUCAUGAGGGUACAUUUAGCCACGACCCUCAUGAGGGUACAUUUAGCCACGACCCUCAUGAGGGUACAUUUAUCUACGACCCUCAUGAGGGUACAUUUAGCCACGACCCUCAUGAGGGUACAUUUAGCCACAACCCUCAUGAGGGUACAUUUAGCCAGGACCCUCAUGAGGGUACAUUUAGCCACGACCCUCAUGAAGGUACAUUUAGCCACGACCCUCAUGAGGGUACAUUUAGCCAGGACCCUCAUGCGAGUACAUUUAGCCACGACCCUCAUGAGGGUACAUUUAUCCACGACCCUCAUGAGGGUACAUUUAGCCACGACCCUCAUGAGGGUACAUAUAUCCACGACCCCCAUGAGGGUACAUUUAGCCAGGACCCUCAUGAGGGUACAUUUAGCCACGACCCUCAUGAGGGUACAUUUAGCCACGACCCUCAUGAGGGUACAUUUAGCCAGGACCCUCAUGAGGGUACAUUUAGCCACGACCCUCAUGAGGGUACAUUUAGCCACGACCCUCAUGAGGGUACAUUUAGCCACGACCCUCAUGAGGGUACAUUUAGCCACGACCACUAGCCUAGCGAGGAUAGAGCAGCAGAAUAGUGCACACUCACCAACCGCAGGGCUGUGGAUAGCCUAGGCUACACCUCAUUUACUCAACCUCCUUAUUGAGACAUCAUCUGAGGCACUGCAGUGAGUGGGUGAGGAAAGCCUGAUCAAAUACAAAUGUACAAUGCAACUGUUAAAUCAAAGAUGUAUAGAAUAAUUGCUUUGGGGGCUAUUUGAGAAUGGCUUUGGGGGCUGUAGGAGAAUGUCUUUGGGGGCUAUGAAUGCUUUGGGGGCUGUAGGAGAAUGGCUUUGGGGGCUAUAGGAGAAUGGCUUUGGGGGCUAUAGGAGAAUGCUUUGGGGGCUAUAGGAGAAUGCUUUGGGGGCUAUAGGAGAAUGGCUUUGGGGGCUAUAGGAGAAUGCUUUGGGGGCUAUAGGAGAAUGCUUUGGGGGCUAUUUGAGAAUGGCUUUGGGGGCUAUAGGAGAAUGCUUUGGGGGCUAUUUGAGAAUGGCUUUGGGGGCUAUAGGAGAAUGGCUUUGGGGGCUAUAGGAGAAUGCUUUGGGGGCUAUUUGAGAAUGGCUUUGGGGGCUGUAGGAGAAUGCUUUGGGGGCUAUAGGAGAAUGCUUUGGGGGCUAUAGGAGAAUGCUUUGGGGGCUGUAGGAGAAUGGCUUUGGGGGCUAUAGGAGAAUGCUUUGGGGGCUAUAGGAGAAUGCUUUGGGGGCUAUAUGAGAAUGGUUUUGGGGGCUAUAGGAGAAUGCUUUGGGGGCUAUAGGAGAAUGGCUUUGGGGGCUAUAGGAGAAUGCUUUGGGGGCUAUUUGAGAAUGGCUUUGGGGGCUGUAGGAGAAUGCUUUGGGGGCUAUAGGAGAAUGCUUUGGGGGCUAUAGGAGAAUGCUUUGGGGGCUGUAGGAGAAUGGCUUUGGGGGCUAUAGGAGAAUGCUUUGGGGGCUAUAGGAGAAUGCUUUGGGGGCUAUAGGAGAAUGGCUUUGGGGGCUGUAGGAGAAUGGCUUUGGGGGCUGUAGGAGAAUGACUUUGGGGGCUAUAGGAGAAUGCUUUGGGGGCUAUAGGAGAAUGGCUUUGGGGGCUGUAGGAGAAUGACUUUGCAUUUGUGAUAAGAAGUAAAUCCCCACAGAAUGAUGUAAAUAAAAAUCAGUCUCCAAAACAUUUGGCCUGGACUUUUAAGGGUAUUUCUCAUGUAUGACUGUCUGUCCAUUGUGCUAUUGGCAAUUGUUUUUAGAUUAUAUUUAGUUGCCCUUCCACUACUUCCUCUUUUAGUGAGAUGACGGACCAUUUUGACAUUUCCAAAGUAACACAAUCCGACAGUCUCUCAGGCCAGUCUACUAAGCAACGGUUAUUUAUACAGGAGAUGUGUAUGUGAUCACCAAAUCACAGAGUAAUCAAAGCAAACACAAUAUUAAGCCUACAGAAUCAAGGACCUAUUUUUUAAACUCUGCAUUGUUGGUUAAGGGCUCGUAAGCAAGCAUUUCACGGUUAAGUCUACACCUGUUGUAUUCGGCGCAUGUUAAAAAUAGAUUUUAAUUUGAAAUAUUUAGAUUUCGGGGGUCCUGCCUAGAUAAAGAGGCUAAAACAUGUGGAGGUUUUCCAUACUUUCAUUCAGAACUAGUGCUCAAAAUGGCGCCCCAAAAUGUGUGUUAUAUUGUCAUAUAGAUGCUAAACAAAACAUACCGUACAACCAUCUAUCAAAUGAUCUGUCCAUUCUUCUCCACAGAUGCCGUAUUACAGCCGCACGGUGUUUUACCAUCAGCAGGCCCCCGUGUCCCCGAGCCACUACUGCUCAGAGGAGGAGAGACCUGGGGGCCACAGCCCCCCACUGGAGGUGUCUGAGGGAGAGGAGGAGGACUACGGAGACCAUGUCCCCUCUGGGGGUGACUCCAGUGAGUCCUGACUUACUGAAUGACUGACUGAUCUGGCUGACUGACUGAUUGACUGAUCUGGCUGACUGACUGAUUGACUGAUCUGGCUGACUGACUGAUUGACUGACUGAUUGACUGAUCUGGCUGACUGACUGAUUGACUGAUCUGGCUGACUGACUGAUUGACUGAUCUGGCUGACUGACUGACUGACUGAUCUGGCUGACUGACUGAUUGACUGAUCUGGCUGACUGACUGAUUGACUGAUCUGGCUGACUGACUGAUUGACUGAUCUGGCUGACUGACUGAUUGACUGAUCUGGCUGACUGGCUGACUGAUUGACUGAUCUAUUUGUAAGUCGCUCUGGAUAAGAGCGUCUGCUAAAUGACGUAAAUGUAAAUGUAAAUGAUCUGGCUGACUGGCUGACUGAUUGACUGAUCUGGCUGACUGACUGAUUGACUGAUCUGGCUGAUCUGGCUGACUGACUGAUUGACUGGUUGACUGAUAUGGCUAAUCUGGCCCACUUCUGGACCAUAAUUUUAACUGGGCCGUAAUACCUGGUAGAUGUGGGCUGGAUUUCGGCCAUAAUAGUUUUGUUGGCUGGGUAGGGUCCUAUUCCAUACAGGGAUCACUGUCAAUGCAAAGAUUUACUAUCAUAAUUAUAAUCAAAACAUAACCAACAGUAACGUUUAACCGGAGUAUGGGCAUGUGGAAACGAGUGGGUGUGUCGAAAGGAGUGGGCGUUUCGAAAGCAAGCAGCUAAUUGGUCAGAUAUUACUGCUCUGCCUAACCCGCUCUGGCUUUUAGCUAACCCCUAAAACUUUUCCUAACCUUACCCUAAUUAUCCUAACCCGCUACGUUAAUUAUCCUAACCUGCUGCGUAAGUUCUCCUAACGAGCUACGAAAAGUCAAUUCUGACAUAAACUGUAUACCAUCUAGUCGAAACCUCUAACCUAUAGCAGAGCGCUUUUGACACACCCACUCCAUUCCACACGCCCACUACCCCGGGGUGCAGUUGAAACUGGAGGAAUUAUGAGAAAAUGUAAUCCCAUAUGAAUCCCUUAUCUCCAAUAUCUCUACCAUAUCUCUCUAUCCAGGUAGCAAGAGAAAGACCCGCCUGUACCAGUUCCUGCUGGAUCUGCUGAGGAAAGGAGACAUGAAGGACAGCGUGUGGUGGGCGGACAAAGAGAAAGGUAUCUUCCAGUUCUCUUCUAAACACAAGGAGACUCUGGCUAAUCGAUGGGGCACGCAGAAAGGAAACAGGAAGAAGAUGACCUAUCAGAAGAUGGCCAGGGCCCUGCGGAACUACGGCAAGACGGGAGAGAUCAAAAAGGUCAAGAAGAAACUGACCUACCAGUUCAGUCUAGAGGUACUGAGGAAAGUCUCAACUACAGAGAGAAGUCACUGCCAUCACUAG